CUACAAUCAGGGACUUUUUCGGGGACAGCUUUACCCGGGGGACGGGUCAUUUAAAACGGAGACUGUCCCUAGAAAUCGGGGACGUCUGGUCACCCUAGAUAAUACAUUAGUUUUACUGGGAUUGAUGCCUGACAAGCACGACCCAGGGAUAAAUUCCUAUGACGUGUGCCGCUAGCUCGGUGCGGUGUUACGGCUAGUCAGGCGCUCUCCUCCUGAAACAGUCUCUCUCUGUGGUUUGCCUCCUUGGGUUGACACACCUUUUGUUGUCUCGUAUAGCUGGAAUCAGCUAAAGGUUGCUAGCGAGCAUCACCCGCACCGACCAGCAGGCAGCGGUGCAGUAAAGCUACACAAGCUGCACGAUUAACGGUUAGCCAAGGGAGAGAGUGACACCCCGCCAGGAUGAGUGGUGAUGAACUGAACCCAGCUGCAGUGGCUCAGCCGGUGAACGACGUCCACGGAGAUGAACGGUGGCUGUCACAGCACACAAGAUUUGUACAGGAAUGCAAGGAUGGAGAGCCAGAGGUGCUUUUUGUGGGGGAUUCUAUGGUACAACUAAUGCAACAGUAUGAUGUCUGGAAGGAUUUGUUCUCUCCUCUUCAUGCUCUCAACUUUGGCAUCGGAGGGGACACCACCUGUAAUGUGCUGUGGAGGCUGCAGAAUGGAGAGCUGGAGAACAUCCGUCCCAAGGUGGUGGUGUUGUGGGUAGGAACCAACAAUUAUGAACACACAGCAGAGCAGGUUGCAGGAGGAAUUCUUGCCAUUGCACAACUGCUCACCACCCACCUCCCAAAGGCUAAAAUAGUUGUACUGGGUCUUUUGCCUCGAGGGGAGCGGCCCAACCCGCUGAGGGAGAAGAACGCUGCUGUUAACGGGCUCCUGCGCUCCUGGCUGCCCCGGCUGAACCAGGCUCAGUUUUUGGACGUGAGCGGAGAGUUCGUCCACUCGGACGGAACCAUCAGCCCACAGGACAUGUUUGACUUCCUGCACCUGACGUCGACGGGCUACCGCACGAUGGCCAAGCCCCUCAGUGAUCUGCUGCUGCAAAUACUGGAGGAGACGCCAGAGGAGAGGCGGGCGUCGCUGGUUUGACGGCUACGGCCAAGAAACACAUUCAUCCAGAGGCAUGUCUCACCUGCUGCUAUGGGGGAGACAUGCCCCUGGUGCCUGGAAGAGGAAGAAGAGCUCACUCUUUGGGGAGGAACUGACGUGAGUGGGCCCACUCGGGGUGUGGGAUCACAUUCAUUAGCGGAGGGCUGGGUGUGCAGAGGUGCUAAAGAGGGAGAGAGACGUCACUAUACAGAUGUGGACGCUGUGAUUGCAGUAGUUAGCUCUAUUGGGAAUAAAAGAUCCACUACUCUGAAUCAUAGACAGAUACACUGAGAUCAUGCAGGACUGCAGUGGCACACACAGAUUAAUCUGGCCCUGUUGAUGAAAUGAGCUAUUCCCUCUGUCACCUGCACCACAGAAUCUUAUUUCUUCCUCCAUGUUUUGAUUUCCUCUAAACCGUUCUCUGUGUAGCUUUUAGAUUAAACACUUGAAAUGUCCUGUGGACAGCAUACUCACAGUUGGCAGAAAAUGAUCCAACAUUGUACAAUGUUAUGAGUCUGACCAGUACACCAAAGAGCAGUGGUUCCCAAGUAGUCGCUAAUAAACACGGCACAAAAGUUUGCAAACUCCACAAACCUUAAAAAUCAGACAAAAGUCAGGAUUCAGUGUGACAUCUUUUCCAAGGUCUGCGAGUCUUAAAGGCUGGGAUCCACUGCUGCAGAGGGGAUGCUGCCGAGAUGCACGCUGCAGUAUAUGUUGCAGUAAGCAUUGUGCAAACAUAACUCAGAUAGAUUUAGCUUACAGCCUAAAUUUGCAAAUGGCGUCGAGUUUCACACAAAUUUACAGAUAUUCUUUGUCUAGUUCACCAGUUUUAGUUUUGUGUACGUAGCCAAAUAAGGAGCACUUAGUCUAUUAAAUAUUCACUUGUGAACUCAAUGUGUAGCUCUCUUUGAAACUCUCAAUAUAAAAUAAGUCAUUGCAUACUUAUUUUUGCAGGUGAGGCCUGUCCACAGACCACACACAUCACACUGUGUCACAGCUCAAACCUGACAUUAGUGUUCGUCGCAUGCAUGCUUUGAGGCGAGCCUCCACUUUGUUAUAGAAAGACUCGUGUUAAGUCACACGCAGUAAAUAUAAAUCACGCUGAUGGAUCUGUUGGUCCGAUAAUCUGUAGGUCUUCCAAACCUUUUCAGUCGUUCUCCACAAGUGUAAAGCUUCCUCUGCAUCCGGAGACUGUAUUUACUGUAUUUGUAGAAUUAAAUUACACCAUUUGGGUCCAGAACAACUUCCUAACUGUGUCCUGGGUAUCUGAGCUGAAGAACUUUCCUGAAUUGAAGAUUAGGGAUUUCAGGCCAUUGUUCCAGUGCAACGGUGCAUUUGAGUAUUUUUCUACAACCAGUUUAACAAGCCAGUGGCUGUAACAGUCCCCCUGCUUCCUUCUUAUAAUGCUACGAAUAUUUGCUCUGAAUACAUGCGUAUAAAAGUGGGCCACCUUUUAAUUCUCUCAAACUUUAACAAGAACAGUCUCUCUCUCCCUCUCCCUCCUAAAUACAUGGAUAAACUGUAUUUUCCCAUAAGCACCUCUUCACUCGACCUCUCGGCUUCUCUUAUUUGCUCACCCUGUUGUAUUUAUAGUCACUCAGCCUCGCCACCCGGAACUCCUGGCUUUCUCCACAUGCUAUAGUUAAUGAAUAUUUUUUAGGAGUAAACGGUAGCCACGUGGUUAAACUGUAAUGAACACUGCUAUGCUGAGUAUUCUCAAGCUAAAUGCUAGAAAAGCGAUUGCAGGUCAUGUAAAGAAACCCAUUUGUCUGUGAGCUUUUGCUGUAGCUCAGUUCCGUUCGAGCUUCGAAUAAUCCGACGUUACCGCUGUCUUAAGCUCUGCACAGUUCCGUGAUGUGUUAUAUUAUAAAUAGUGUAAGUGUGUGCCUUAAGUGUUCAAGAGGACGGUUGUGUACAGUAUGUUUGCUUACUGGAUUGUGUAUGUGGGGACGUGCGAGUGUCCAGAAAUGACCUCAGCUGCACAUGAGACAAGAUUGAGAAGCUGGUGUUUGAAUGGAGGGUCCAGACUGUGCGUGAGUCUGUGUUUGCUGUGAUACAGUAUCGACUCGUUGUCAUGUUAAUGAGGUAAAGCAUUCCAAUAAAAAACAAAAACAAAAAAAA
This is a messenger RNA of Mugil cephalus (flathead mullet), 3210 nucleotides long. RefSeq names its product platelet-activating factor acetylhydrolase 1b, catalytic subunit 2 (gene pafah1b2). The record is from RefSeq and is a predicted model, not a curated record. Lineage: Eukaryota; Metazoa; Chordata; Actinopteri; Mugiliformes; Mugilidae. The transcript is spliced from 6 exons. The coding region runs from base 400 to 1089 and encodes 229 amino acids.